ACUAUAUUUUCAUGUAUUUUUCUUGUACGUCAAAGUAAUUUUUCAACCUUCAAUUUCCAAGAACAAGAGCUAAUAUUGAAGAUUACCGAAUCCGAAAGAAAAAGCGAAAAAAAAACAUUAUCCAACCCUGGUAUAAAAUGUAUAAAAUUUACAUCGAAACCAAAAACAUUCGAUGUUAUCGUAGCGAAACAACGUAAUAUCUUCUACUGCACUGAAUUUUGUUUUGUUUACGGUUUGACUUAUAAGUGUGAUCAUGGAAGUGAAUCCUUUGAACAUAUUUUUCGUGAAAUCGGACAGUAAAGGUGAUAGACUCUUGUUUAGAUAUCCCUACAAGUUGGAUAACAAAGAUGAGAACACUCAGAAGAAAUGUGGUCGUCACAAUCCGUACGCAAUUAACUGUACUGAAGAUCUAUUGCAAAAUCCACAAACACAGACAUCUAAUGUCUACAAAGGUCAACUCAGCGGUUUCACAGAUGAAAUGCUAUCAACACUGUUUGCAGUGAAAGCUGAACUAUGUAACAGGAAGUUUGAACUGAAAGUGAAUGAUGUAAGAUUUGUCGGUCAUCCAACUCUACUACCUUACAGAACAAACAAAGAUGAUACAGCUGCUAUGAUUCUUAUAAACAUUGUAUUCGCUUUGCAAGCAUCUGCAAGUCACUCUAUAGUGAAAUGCUAUUAUGAUCUGAGUAAAAGAUUAGGUAAAGCUUUGAGGCAUGAAGAAAAAAGAUGUUCCUAUUUGACUGAAGAAAUGAAAAUAAUGUUGGCAACUCACGAUGAAGUUUCAGCUUUGGAAAGUGAAGUGAAUUCUAGAGAGAAUGAUGAGGAAGAGGAAAAUUUACGUCACUCUGUCAGUUCGGCAACAUACAGUAACGAAAAUUGUGGUGAUGGUAAUCCUAAAUCAGCAUUUCACUUGAUAUUACAAAGAAGUUCAUUAGCAAGGUCCAUGAAAGCUGUAUUUGAAGGUCUCAGUUCCACAGGUAUUGUACAAGUCCGUAUAAACAAUUGGGUACUGCUAUCAUUCUGUUUACCUCAUAAAGCUCAUCAAAUACAUAAUAGAGGAUUGGUAAUUGAACCAGAAUGUAUUGACAAAUGUCUGCAGAAACUAAGACCAUAUCAUGGUAUCUUACUUAUGGUGGAUCCAAAUGAAUUGUUAGCUUCAAUUCCACUCGAUGGAAGUCCAGCUUUAUUAAGAUUGAUCAAGUUAUAUAGUCCUUUGAAGAGCCUACAGACUCUAGCUAUUGAAGCUGACUUAUCUUUUACACAGGUGUCUCAGUUAACAGGUCACCUGGUAUACUGGGCGAAGGCCACGGUCAUAUAUCCUUUGUGCGAAGGCAAUGUGUAUGUGGUCGCCCCUUGUGGUAACGUGAAUAUACACUCGCCGCUGCUAGAUGAGUUUGCUAAGGAAUUCCCGGGACUUUGCUUAGUGCAAAUGCUAAGUGAGUUCUCUCUGCCGGCUCCGCUGUGGUUCAAGGCGCGUGGUGUGGGCGGGGCUGGUGGGGGGUGUGGGGGUGGGGCGAGGCUGGCUCGUGUCGUGGCCUGGUUGCUGCGCCGCAAGCUGCUGCUGCAGCUACACACUUAUGUCCACUUCAACUCGCCCAACUGGAAUGACGAUCCCGAUGGUCAAGAGUAUUAUUGCGAGAAACAUGACAUUUACAAUCAGUCGUGCAACAUUUCGUUCUCUUCCCUCAAUCAAAUGCAACUGAACGUUCCGGGACCAGUUGAGCCGAGGGAUAGUGCUAACACGUUCCCCGACUCCGACGAGGACUAUCCUACCGAAAAUAAUCUUAACCAAACCGACUUCUCGCACACGAAACCGAUCGUGAUCGAAUCCGAACAUUCGAAACACGAAAAGUGUCAUACGAACGAUUCCGCUAAUCAUUCGUUCGACGAUGGAAUGGAUGUCGUCGACGGUUUCGUUCCUAAACCGAACGGUGUGAACGGUUUUGGUCAAAACGAUCAAAAGAAGCAACCAAACUCUGUCGAUAGUGGUAUAUCGAAUAAUGUUAAUGGAAAUAAAUUACAUAUGAAUGGAUCUAUGGAUGUAGAUGACCAUAAAGAAGAUAAAAAAAUGAAUACUAUGACGUCACGACUGUCAGAUGCAUCUUUGAAGGAGAAAGAUGUCACAAAUAAUGUCGACUGUGAUGAAAAUAUGAUGGACUGUGAUGUAUCACCGAGACAGAAGAAUUUAAAUACUUUAACCAAUGGCACAGAUAAAAAGAACGGAGUUUCCCUUAAUUUAAAACUACAAAAUGAAAUGAGCUUCCAGCCGCCGACUGUGUGCGGGGGUGUGGGUGAGUGCGAGGCGGCGGGUGUGGGGGUGGGUGUGGGGGUGGUGCGGGGUGUAUGUGGGGGGGACGAGUCUCCGCUGCACGCGUUCACACCGGCCGAGCGCGCCGCCCUCGCCGCACUCCCCGCCGCCAGCAACCCUGAUGAUCUGCUGCUGCUGGCAACACUGCAUAAGAAGGGUUAUUUCCGCGGUGAAACACAUUUAGAAGAGAUAAUGUUUAUGGAGAACGUAACUCGGUCACAGUUGAUGCAACUGCUGGAUAAGUUCAAAGGUGUUCUUAUAACCUUCGAGACUGAGGACCCCGCUGUCGCUAUGUUGUACCCGUACCAGUAAUGUUACCCAAAUAAUAUUAUUUUAUAGCAUUAAACUAAAAUUAAACAUCAAAAUAAUUGUUUUUUAUUAUAUAUGCUCAACUUCUAAUGGUCCUAAUUAGAUAUGGUUUGGAUU
This is a messenger RNA of Papilio machaon (common yellow swallowtail), 2734 nucleotides long. It is a transcript of the gene Nprl3, whose product is annotated as GATOR complex protein NPRL3. NCBI's taxonomy places the organism in Eukaryota, Metazoa, Arthropoda, Insecta, Lepidoptera, Papilionidae. Gene Ontology annotation, biological process: negative regulation of TORC1 signaling; cellular response to amino acid starvation; positive regulation of autophagy. The transcript is spliced from 11 exons. The record is from RefSeq and is a predicted model, not a curated record. The coding region runs from base 254 to 2620 and encodes 788 amino acids. Gene Ontology annotation, cellular component: GATOR1 complex.